Molecule: messenger RNA, 6687 nt
Organism: Mobula hypostoma (lesser devil ray)
Lineage: Eukaryota; Metazoa; Chordata; Chondrichthyes; Myliobatiformes; Myliobatidae
Exons: 4
Coding region: 619-6207 (1862 amino acids)
Source: RefSeq, a predicted model, not a curated record
GAUCCCGGACUAAAAUCAAAUACAAAAAUCUAACAGACAACGAGAGACUGGAAAUGCUGGAGGAACUCGGUGGAUCAGACUGCAUCAGACCGGGACCCUUCACCCCGACGAGCUCCCCCAGCACUUCGUGUUUUUUAAGCCAACAGACAGGAUCUGCCAAACGUUCCCUUUGCAAUAGCACGGCACUAUUCUCUUCGGUCCGUAUUCACUCCGCCUAUUGUUGAAACUCUGGUAUAUUGAAGCUUGCUGACAUAAGAAAACUAACUUUGACUGAGAGGGAUACGCUGCUCGCAGAGAAUUUUGCGCUGCUUGAAGAGAAAAAGCGGAGGACUGAAUUUUAAUUUGGGGGAGUUUGGGACCCAGGAGACAACGUAAGCGCACUUACUCAGGGAAUCUCGGAAUGUGAUCAUAAACCACCGUGGAAAGGAGGAGAAUCCCAGCAGUAUGUGGAACUGGCAGUAAACAAUCCUGAGUCUUGCAUCUUGUACCAGAGGAGGGGAAUCUUUGUCUGUGGAAGAAGGAAAGCACAUCAGAAUCACUGGAAGGCAAGGCCACAGGAUUAAAUUAAUACAAAUACAAAAAGAGGAACGGUGAUCAAGUAUAUCCAAGAAGUGAAAAAUGCAACGCGGUAUUUCAGAUAACUAUGGUCACCAAAGUUUCCACAAUCCAGCGACCCAGAAGUUGUUUGGAAGAUCCAAUCGCCAGUCUUGGAAGGCCUUCCCUAGACAUUCCUAUUCUGCAAACGUACCACCAGCAAGCUACUCCCCUGAAGGUACAGAUCAUCUUGCCUAUCCUCCAAAUGAAUUGUCAUCAUCUUGUCAUGAUUCUACUCUUCAUUAUUCAAAGCUAAUUUCUAACGUGACUGGAGGCUCCCAGUCUGAAACUAUGGUGCCUUCUCCUUAUUCAAGGCCUUUGACAACAGGGAUUCAGCCUACUAGUUUUCAAAAUAGAUCGAUGCAAUCCACUUCAACUUCCUUCCAAUCUUGCAAGUUUGUGCCUUCGCAAAACAGUGCACCAUGCUGGAACCAAGGUGGCCACCAAAUGGUAAGGAAUUUCACACCUUAUCAGAAUCCUGUUUCUACUGACAUGGAGCCAAGUGCUCAGAGCCUUCUGGAUACUCGACUCAGACCACCUCUGCAAAAACACAAGGUGUCCCCUCCCUCAGAGCAACCUCCAGUUUGGUCGGACAGAAGGACACCUUUUGUUGCUGGACAAGUCGAACAUUACUGGAAUAAGCAAGCACCUGAUUACCAGCAAAUGCCUGUUCAUGGAUCUUUUAUCCAUAAGGUUAAUCAGCAGUUUUCUAAUGAAUACCCUUAUCAUUUGGGACCAUUCCAGAAGGCCAGUAUUGAAAUAUACAAAGAGUCGAUUGGUCCCACCAUUUUUCAAACAGGUCACCACGGAGAGGGGACACAGGUGCUACAAAAAGAUGCCUUCACAGUUCCACAGGUAGCAACUCAAAACCAUUCAGAAGCACCUAUGAGCAUACAGGGGUCAAAAGCAAUUGGUAAUAAAUCUUAUGCUCACAUUCCCAGUCCAGAUGGUUUAAGAUCUGCUUCAGGCCUAGCAAUAGACGCACAAUGGGAAAAUAGUGGAGCUUUUCAAAAUCAUGGCAGAGACUAUGAGCCUACUUACAGAGGGCAAAAUAUUUCAGAUACAUACUCCCAAAAUAUCCCUCAAUAUUCAAGGAAGAGAAAAUCGGUUGAUGUAAUGAAGUUUCUUUCAGAACUUUCAAGCAGAGAGUUAAAGGCCUUAAUGGUGGCAUUUGAGCUUUCAGAAAAAAAGAAACAAACAGCAGGACAGGUUGGUCAGCUGCCGUAUGCACAGCAGAAUCCCACAAAGAUGCAAUCCUGUCAAUUUACACCACAAAAUGCAUCUUGUAAGGGUGUCAAUAUAACAUCUCAAAGAUCUGUCAAUUUAGUGAACGGUUAUGAAGAGAUUAGUAAAUCAUAUCCUUCAACUGUACUUAAGAAGCUGCAGAAGGAACAAAUUUCUCAUGUCAACCACAUGUCUCUGAACACAAACCCAACAGCAUAUUCAAAUUUUAUAGACUUGUCGAUGAGAGAUUAUUGUACACAGAGUAAAAAUAUGAACAGUAAUGUUGUUUAUCCAAAUCAAGGCUCACAGAAGGUUUUACCUCCCCAUCUUGGAAAUUCCCAAUAUUUCUGUCCAGAUCCAUCAGUUCCAUGUGACCAGGCUCACAAGGAAAACUCUGUUUGUCAGAACGAUGCAGAAACCUCCCAUUCAAAAAAUCAUUCUGAGUGUUUGGGCACUGAUUGCAACUUAAAUAGUUAUUCGUUUAAUUACAGCACAAAGAAUCUGGAAACUCCAUCAUCCAUUAACCCCAAUUACCCUGGAUCAAGCCAACAAAAUGGAAGUCAUCAUUCCAUUCAACCAAUGAAUGCCAGAACAUUAGCCGACAUUAACCAGAUAGAUAUCCCAGACCUGAAGACAAAUGCAUCUCAGCACAACGAUCAAAGUUUUAAAAAAUUAGAAGCAUUGUAUAAUAUGUUGCAAAGUUCACACAUAAAUAAAACAAACAGUCAUUCAAAACGUCAGAAGGUGGAAGCCCCUUUGCCCACCAUUCGGCCAUCUGCAUUUGAACUGGAUUACGUGAACACUGGAUCGUUCAGUGCUAUACAGUCAACUCAUGUCAACCAAGUUACAGAAUAUAUACACAACGAGCCACCACCAUACACUAAAUGUAAUGCAUCAAGCCCUUCUGCUCAUUCUCAUUCAAAACCUCUUGAGAGACAGAAUGCACUUCAACUGCCAAAAACAUUAGAAGAAAAAGGAUCAGUUCCCACAAACGAAUGUGGAGACAAAAGUAACAACUCACUGAUAAGAUUUCUACUUACUAACUCAAUGAAUGAAGGAAACAAUGCAACUUUCAUGAAGUUGGCUGAACAUAAGUUCCCAUGCUGUUCAAGUGAACUAACAGGGAACCCACAACCUCAAUAUAAAAUGGAUGUUGCAUUACAUCCUCAAAGUAUCACGGAAGAGCAGCAAACAAGGGGAUACCCUGGUGAUGAAUGCACUGUAGCUUCAGUAGAUUCCCCAAAAUCCUUGGCUUUAGUAUCUGAAGAAGUAAGCACAGGGGAAGAAACUGCCACUAACAUGGUUCAUUUCUCAACUUCAGCAUCAAAUGAUCAAAAGGAUGAUGCUUCAGUUCCAGAGGAUCUUCAGGAACAGGAUAAUGUCUCCCCUGCUCAACCUCUUAAUGGUCAGGCAGCCCCAUCAAUUUGUAACACACAUAAUGCAGAACUCAACUGUAAAGCCAGCAGUGGGCUUUCUACUGGAAACCAUGAGGAGAAAAUUACUUCAACUUCUGACAUUUACACAACCAAAAUUUGCGAAGUAAGUAGUUCAUCCCCAGAAAGAGUCAUUGAAGAAUUAACAUCAGUAUCAAAUUCUAAGGAAUCGUCAGCAAAGGAAUCAGACACUUUGGAGUUUAUUUUACGUUCCCUGGGGAUUAUUCCAGAAGAUAGUGAAGAAGGACGUGCAGAAGAGAGCACAGUUCUGACUUCUCCAGAUAAUCUUUCCUGUACAAAGUUGCAACAGAACCCAGACAUAGGUCGGUCACCAGAGAGCAAAAAGCAAAAAGCAGAGGCUUCACUUGAUCCUUUCUCCAAAGUAAGCUCAGUUGGUUCCAAUGUUGCUUCAAUUAGCAUUAAAGAAAACCAAUGCAAGUUAAAUGUACCUGCUGACUUUUUGUACAAUGACGAUGCAGAUUCUGUAUUACGUAAACUGAAAUCUGAUGAAGUAAACCAAUUGAGCUCUCUUUACCAAAUUGACAUUCAAGUGAAAAGUAAUCAAAAUACAACAGUACUGAGUAGUACAGAAGAUAAUACAGAAGACUGCCAAAUAGCAAAAGAAAACUUACCUGAUAACUUGGCUAGUGCCGAAACAAAAAUGCAAAAACACACUGUUGCAAUCAACACUGAAGAUGGAAGUUUGCACGAUGACAGCAUCUCUUCAGUCUCAGCAAGUCAGCUGUCUUCACCCAGCAGUUCUUCCCAUCAAAGGCUUGCACAGUUGGCUCUAAUAAAUACUGUUCCCAACCAACCCGUGCAUUUGAGUGGAAGUUACAAUGAUAAGUGUUUGAGAAACUGCUCGGAUAUUGCAUCUUCUCGUCAAAUGCCAGUUGGAUCUGAUUGUUAUGUUAUUAAUGCAUCCACUGUAAACAUGGUCAGAUAUAAGAGGCACAGGGUGGAUGGGCGUUUUGAUUUAUCUAAAGAGUUAAUCAAGCAGCUGAGCCCAGCCCCACAAAAUGAAAUUAUGGGAACCCUUGAGACCAUGGGAAUGUCUAAAUCACAGGACAACCAUGAAAAUAUACUGCUGGACACUGCUGGAAUUUCAUCAGACUUUACAUUGACAGCAUUUGCUGGCAGCACUGCAGAAACUGAAAUUUCAUCAGAUAACAAUGCGUUGAACAGUGCUGACCAUACUGCUUCAGACCUCUUGCACGCAAAGCAGGAUGUCCCACCCACUAGAGUAAGGUUACAAUGCACAUUUCCUGCAUCGGGUAUUCACUCAUUCCUUCACAACAGCAAUGAUGAACUAAACCCUCUUGGUGUGACUGUGGGACAGGAAAAACUUGAUGAAGGCUCUCUGGUGCAAGAGGGGAAGAUAAAUGGAUGUACAGCAGUGGCAGCCCAUACUAAUCACAAAACAGAUUUGCCAUCAGGGAUUAGGAUAACAUUUGUAUAUUCACUUUCAGAAUACUGGGAACAUUCUACAUCGUUGAAUGACAAGGAUACCAUUUUGGGACCUUUGGCAACUGCUGGCCGAGAUCUUCAGAAAUGUUUCAGGAAAGUGUGCAGUUUUUCCACUCACCAAGUGAAACAAAAAGCAAAAGUGAUAAAUGGUAAAGGAAUACUCAGUGCUUUAAUGAGAACUUCUAGAAAUUUAGGAGCAAGCCCACUGAGAGGCUGUAUUACAGAGAUGUCUUCUAGCCAGGGUACUGUGCAUUCCAUGAACAACUCUCCUGUAGAUUUGAUUGAUACCUUCAGCACCAGUUUCCAUCCAGAGCUAAACUUGGGUAGAAUUCCUGCGGAUGAUAGACAUGCAAAUGCAAUAACUGCUUCUACAAACAUCUCCAAGUUGGUGUCUGGAAAUGUAUGUUGUACUGAAAGCUCAACUGAGGGGUGUCCAAAUGUAGAAGAAAAGGAGACAUCUGCUCUCUGCUGCUGGAGUACCAGAGAGACUAUGAAUCAGAACAUCUUCAGCCAAAAUAAAUUUCCCUCUGUGGCCGAGUUGGAAUUGUCAACCGAGUCCAUUUUACGUUUCUGGUCUCCAUCCAACGAUGUUACAGAAGUGUGUGAUCCAAGUCAAGAGCCUGAAAAAGGAUCGGAUUUUGAGCGUGGGAUACAAAGGAUAUGUAGUGGUCUUGGAAUAUAUACAGCUGCCAGUGAAGUGGAAUUGAGUAAGAGCAUGCACAAUCUUAGUGCUUUACAUCAUCUCCAGUUUGAUUUCACUGCAGCUAUCAGUGGGAACCAGGUCCAUGGAGAAACAUCUCAUCUAAAUGGCUCAUAUAAUCAGUGCAGUGUAGCAGAAGUCACUGAAGUUGAGGAAGUGGCUGAGGAACUCAAAUCUAAGUUGGUGGAGAGAACUGCUGUGUCCUAUUCAUCAACAGAUGAGGACAAUGUGGGUAAUUGGACUGAUACUGCUUUGGUAAAACUGCCACUGGAGACCUGCAGCCCAAAAUCUUGUCUCCAAAAUGGCAGUGACCAAAUGAGGGGUGAUCUGGACAUCACUGUGCAUGGGGACAAUGAGACGGAAGCUGGCAAAACAGAGAUGUCUAUUCCUGCAGGUGAAUGGAGAAAUGGCACACAUGAACCCAUGAACAAGGGCAGCAGUUUUACUGGACCCUCAGCACACCCUUUCAGAGAUGAUAGUCUGAACGAACAGGAGUCUGACUCAGUUCUCAGUACUGAAAUAAGAAUUAAAGUACUGGAGGAUCAAGAGCUCACUAGUGUUCUUUCUGAGUUGUCAUCUGGGAACCCCAGUCCUGAAUCUGUAGCAGCGAAGUGGAGUUCAGAAGGAUUGACCCCAGAAACACAUUGGAAGAGCAAGAACUGUGAUCCUAGAUAUUUGGAUAUAGUUGGAAAGGAACAACUGGAAAUGUCAGCCACAGUAUGUUCUUCUGAGACACUAACUUCCAGAACUCUAUCUUUCAGUAGAACUGUAAGCAGUCUGCAGCAGUGAUGCAGACUUUGGACACCCAUGUCAGUUGCAGGUUACAGAGAACUUGACCAGGAAGUCCAUCCCAUUACUGUGGCAGAUCCUCACCGUUUGCCUGGAAAAUCUCUAGAGCAAUUGAAAAAAUCAAGUUUCCCCAGAAGUCUUGCAGCUAUACACCCUCAUUUUUUUGCUGCACUGCACAACACACUUAAGUGCAGUGCUUCAUACAGAAUAAACAUUUCAACUGAGAAUUACAGGAGUCUUAUUUCUUGAAAUUUUAUACCAAUUUAGUCAUUUGUGAAUAAUAAUGUUCUUUACAUCCCUGACUUGAGCUAUCAAGCUUUGGCAUUACAGUACUUCCACUGUAAUGAUAGUGAGACUGUCAAAGAAUUCUCAUAUGGCAGAAAAGGGAUAUUCUGUAAAUAUUAAAGAUCAGUGAAUGAAAUUCCUCAUGUAAAUAUAAUAAAACUUAUUAUUGACUUACAAAUGCUGUAUUAAAGAUUG